This is a messenger RNA of Corvus hawaiiensis (hawaiian crow), 1702 nucleotides long. RefSeq names its product PML-RARA regulated adaptor molecule 1 (gene PRAM1). Gene Ontology annotation, biological process: protein localization to plasma membrane; T cell receptor signaling pathway; integrin-mediated signaling pathway. Gene Ontology annotation, cellular component: plasma membrane. Bases 165 to 1424 code for a protein of 419 amino acids. The record is from RefSeq and is a predicted model, not a curated record. NCBI's taxonomy places the organism in Eukaryota, Metazoa, Chordata, Aves, Passeriformes, Corvidae. The transcript has 10 exons. Gene Ontology annotation, molecular function: protein binding.
AUCAGGCAACAGCAACUUCCUGGCGUUGCACACAGCUCCUCACCAGCCGUUAGGAAAGAGCUUCUGGUUUCAAGGGAGGGUGACCUCAGAGAGGCUUGUCCCGAAUGCUUCAGGUGGUCUUUAGCAAGGAGACGAGCAUACAGGAAAGCAUCCACUGAUGGAAGAUGACGCAUGUGGAGGAGAGAGACGCUGUGGUGAGGCACCUUCGGGCAAAGUUCCAAGAGAACAGGAAAGAACCUCCCAAAGUGGGUGGCUGGCCAGAGAGUCGCCCUGCAGCCUCCCAUGGACCAGAACCAGGACAGAUGCCUGCCAUGGCCUCCAAGGGUGAUCCUCCUCCAGAGCCCCCCUGGAGCAAGAGGGUGGGCUGCAGCAGGGCCUCUCCAUCUCACAGUACAGGUCAGAGUCUGGGACAGCCUUCACCACAGCCUGCCUGUGAGACCCCGGCACAAACGGUGCGCCAGAGGAAGGGGAUGGCUCAAGAUGCCAACUUCCACCCAGUGCCUGCAAAGCCAGGAGGAAAUGUGUUCAACAAGAAGGUGGGACCUGGCUCUGCUCCUCCCCACAGGAAGGCAGCCCAGCAGACACGGCCACCCGCCAAAGACAAGGGGGCUCCAGCGGUUCUUGCCAAAGGCGCGGCUGUUGCAGCCCCCCUGUUCUCUGUGGGAGGCCCCCAAAGGGCAGAGCACCCAGUUCUGCCCCGGAGGAAGCCUUUGCCACACGUCAGGGCCCUGGGAGUGAAGCCAGCCAAGCCCCAGCGCCCUCCUGUUGUGGAUUUGGCAAAGUUCAGAGCAGCUGCACAUCUUGGGACAUCUGUCCGUCCUGCCACAGAACCACCAAGGAGUGCUCAGCUGGGUGACCUGAAGCCAGGCUGUGUUGCAUCAGUGCCCACACAGUUCCCACUGCAGGAUGCUCCGAGUGGCACGGGGGAUGGAGAUGAGAUAUACGACGAUGUUGAGCCUGUUGGGUUCGCCAGGAGAAGCCCAGGCCUUCUGCUAUCUUCUGUGUCCCAGCUGCCAGUGCAUCCCCGCCCCAGAGGAGGUGGAGAUGCUGGCCGAGCCUCGAACAGGGUUACCUUGCUGGCAGCUGCACAGAGAGAAUCCCAGGUCUCCCAGAAGAUGAAGACCAGGACACUCAAGGAAUGCAAGAAGGAAGAGAAGAUGGACAGGGAGUUUCAGAAGAAAUUCAAGUUUGAAGGCAGCAUCAACGUCCUGACUCAGAUGAUGGUCGACCCUGCAGCAACAGAGAGGAGGGGUGGAGGGAAGAACCUGCCACUGAGACGGGGAGAAAUCCUUGAUGUCAUUCAGUUUACAAAUCAGGAGCAAAUCCUCUGCCGGAACAGCCAGAGGAGGUAUGGCUACGUGCCCCGGGCUGUGAUGCUGCCUCUGGACACUGACAUCUAUGAUGACGUUGAGAUUUAUGGCUGAGCCAACCACACUAGGGCCAAAGGCACAAGACAGCACCACAGAGACCUCCCCAAGGGCGGCAACAUGAACAGCAUUAGACACCAGGCUGCUUUUGUGAAGGAGCUCUGCUUCCUGUGAGACAGACUGCAAACCCACCGUGUCGCUGCCACGGACAGGCAUGGCUGCUCAGCACAUGGGGCUGCCCAGAUCCCAUCCCAUGGGGCAGGUGGCCACAGAUCCUCAAGUCACACCUUCACUGUAGCUCUGUUUUGUCUGUGUAAAAUAUGGCAAUGUUUCAA